This is a messenger RNA of Pistacia vera, 1928 nucleotides long. RefSeq lists its product as uncharacterized. The coding region runs from base 89 to 1402 and encodes 437 amino acids. The transcript has a single exon. The record is from RefSeq and is a predicted model, not a curated record. Lineage: Eukaryota; Viridiplantae; Streptophyta; Magnoliopsida; Sapindales; Anacardiaceae.
GUUGAAUUUUGUCUGUCAUUCCUGUGUUUUGUGAGUGAUCAAAUAGAGCUUUUUGAGUUUGUAAUUUGUGCAGUUGGGUGUGUUUUGGAUGGAUAAUUCUGGUUUGGGGGGCGGGUUCUUGCCGGGUCCAAUAAUAGACCUUGAGUCAUCCAUUCCUAGACUAAGCCAUCAAAGUCACAUUAAUAUUUUGGGUGAUAUUGGAGAUGAUAAUCACCCCAUUAGUGUAAUGGAAGUGAGAAGCUCGAACACUAAAGGAUUUGUGAUGAAUUUUGGUCAAGGGAAGUCGGGUAGCCACGUUACUGUUAUUAGUGAUGGCAAUAUGAGUGAUGAAGACGAACAAAAUUUUGUAGAAGAAGAGAAUUGUGAAAACUCUAAUGAGGGAAAGGGUAAAAGGGGAUCUUACUGGCACCGGAUGAAAUGGACGGAUAAUAUGGUUAGGCUUCUCAUAGCGGUGGUUGCUUGUGUGGGGGACGACGGUAUGCUGGAAAGUGGCGAGGGGCAUAAGAGGAAAUCGGGGAACUUACAGAAGAAGGGUAAAUGGAAAACGGUGUCAAAGCUAAUGAUUGGUAAGGGCUGUCAGGUUUCGCCGCAGCAGUGUGAGGAUAAGUUCAAUGACCUGAAUAAGAGGUUCAAGAGGUUGAAUGAUAUUCUUGGGAGGAGAUUUAGUUGUCAAGUGGUGGAAAAUCCUGCUAUAAUGGACUCAAUUCCGGAUCUCUCAGCUAAGGCAAAGGAUGAUGUGAGGAAGAUUCUGGGCUCAAAACACCUUUUUUACAAGGAAAUGUGUGCUUAUCAUAAUGGGCUUAGGAUACCGAACUGCAAUGACAUUGAUCUACAAGGUUGCCCAGAGAGAUGCUCAAAAGAUAACAAUGGCUCUGAGGAGGAAGAAGCCGACAGGAACCAUGAUAGUGACGAUGAUGAAUCUGACAAUGAAGACAAUCAUAAUGAUGAUGAGGAUGGGGAGAGGAUAGUUGAGCUUGGUGAGAGGAAGAAGAGAAGUGUAGAGGAUGGUCGUUUUUGCACACAAUCAUCUGGUAUGGACAGCUUUGAGGCUGAAAUGGCUGAAAUUUUCCAUGAUCCCUCAAAGUCAUCUUUGGAAAGAAAGGAGUGGAUUAAGAAACAGAAGUUGCAACUCCAGGAUCAAAGAUUCGGCUUCCAGGUUCAAGCCUUUGAGCUUGAGAAACAACGUUUAAAGUGGCUGAGAUAUUGCAGCAAGAAAGACAGGGAACUAGAGAGGUUGAGGCUGGAGAACGAGAGGUUGAGAUUAGAUAAUGAGCGGAUGAUAUUGCAUGUAAAGCAGAAAGAACUGGAGAUAGAUUUCAGGUCAGAAGCAUCCUUAGACCCAACUGCUCUUGCAAACAGACAGCAAGGUCGAGAACACAUUGAUUUGACUCGGCAUCAAUAGGUCCAUGGAAGAAGGAUUGAUGAUUUACUGCAGGCAUCAUGGAUGGCAAGUACUUGAACUAUACCGCUAUGAAAUUUUAACUGCUUAAUCACACUAACCUUGUCGGACUUUUGUACUACCAUAGAUGAACAAACAGAUAACUUUACAUAGUGGUUUCCAUGUAAAGUUGAAAAGUUAGUCCCAUAGCCUUUGUUGCCUGAAGCUCUCUUGUUGUCCAGAUUAUGCAAUAAAUAUUUUCAUUUUCAUCUAUAUUUCUAAAGGCUUUAGGUAAACUCAUUCUCAGUCCUCAUUCUGAACAAAGCAUUGAUCGACUGCUAUGAGUUUGCAUUUUCAAAUUCCAUAUUGUCGAAAGAAUGAGAACUUCUAAGGCAAAAGAAGGAGAUUAAGGGCUUUGUUGAAUAGAAAUUGUAGUUUCGGAAUGCUUUUCGUUAUUAGCUUAUUUGUGAUUCAAUUCGGAACCUAGUAUUUGACAUUCUACCAAUUUUAUGGAAAGGAGCAUCAUGUGACAUUGAUGAAAUUUGUAGGG